GAAAUCUGUAACUCCGAAGAGACAUUAUCAGGAAUGAUGGGUCCUGGCGAUGUAAUUGAAAGUAUAUGGAAUAAAUGCAAAUUCUCAUGUGGUUGUCUAAUGAGAAUUAUUAUUACUGAAAUUUAUGAUCCGACAAAGUUUUGGUUUGUCCUUGACGAUGAAGAUCAUUUUCAGUUGAUGAAUAAGAUGAUGGAUGAAAUGCAGGAAUAUUACGAAAACAACCAAGAGUCAUUAAAAAUUAAUAAUUUGCAAAAGAAUAUGUACUGUGCCGCUAGUUAUGCAAAUAGUUGGCAGAGAGCCUAUAUCGUGGAUGUGGAAGAAACUACUAAAGUUAAGCUGUAUUUCAUUGACUACGGAUCGCUGAUAGUGGCAGACACUUCUACGAUUCGUUAUUUAUCCAAGGACUUCCAGUCUUUACCUAAACAGGUCAUUCGUGGACGUCUCGACUUCAUCAUUCCAACAAACAAUAGCACACAUUGGGAUUUGUUUGUUUGUAGAUUCUUCUUUAAACUAAUUGAAGAAAGGAGGCUUCUGUGCUUGACAACUGAAAUUGAUGAAGAGAAUAAUAUUAUAUGGAUGACCAUCAAGGAUUUCGAGCACCAUAAAACCAAUCCUGAAACUUUAACAUUAAAUGAAAUAUUAGUGAAAAAAGGAUACGCUGCGAUUUGCCCGGACGCUUAUUGUAUCACAAAACCCCAACCAGGCAACUGUCGAAUGUUCAUGGACUACCUACUACCAAUGUUCAGCGAUUUAGAAAAUGGCAGCACAUACACCUACUCAGAUCUUCUUCGACUCGAGAAGAAUGGCUACAAUCUUUAUUUCAUUAUACGAGAGAUUAAAAGAUUCCUAAAACAAACUUAUAAGGAGAUUUAUAAUCUGGAUUUGACCAAUAAUAAUUUAAAUUGCUGUGGCCAUUUUAUGAUCAAUCGAUAUAGGUAUGCUGAGACAGAGAAGGAAAAGGAGUGGAUCGAGAAUUUGGAUAAGAAUGCUCUUCCUUAUAAUAAUGAUCCUGUGAAUGCUGAAGUGCCUUCUGCGUCCUCGGGGGAGACAGACACGGAAGGGCUUGAACAUUUGAGAGUUUAUAGCAUUGGUGGACACGACAUGUACUGCACUGUCGUCAACUACAGAAUUUAUGUGCUGACAGAAGAAUUCAUUAAAAAAUUAAUGCCAAAUUAUACAUCAGAGGAAAUCGCAACAAAAAUGAACAUCGCCGGUUUGAAAUGCAGAAGUGUCAAAAUCACUUUAGAAUCACAUCCUGAAAUAUUUUUGGAGUUCCAGAGAGCUAACAUCCCGAUAGAAGUUAAGGAUGAUUCAGUAUUACAGUUAACUCCUCCGCUUCGAUCAUUGGAUAUGAUUCUUUAUGCAUUCAAAAUAAGUAAUCCAAAAGUGUCUGAAGACGUUGAGAGUAUUUUUAAAGAUGUUGCCUGUUCUGAGUGA
Molecule: messenger RNA, 1437 nt
Organism: Ctenocephalides felis (cat flea)
Lineage: Eukaryota; Metazoa; Arthropoda; Insecta; Siphonaptera; Pulicidae
Product: tudor domain-containing protein 5-like
Biological process (GO): spermatogenesis
Source: RefSeq, a predicted model, not a curated record